This is a messenger RNA of Solanum pennellii, 1200 nucleotides long. RefSeq names its product SUMO-conjugating enzyme SCE1-like. The coding region runs from base 182 to 664 and encodes 160 amino acids. Gene Ontology annotation, cellular component: nucleus. NCBI's taxonomy places the organism in Eukaryota, Viridiplantae, Streptophyta, Magnoliopsida, Solanales, Solanaceae. The transcript is spliced from 5 exons. Gene Ontology annotation, molecular function: SUMO conjugating enzyme activity. The record is from RefSeq and is a predicted model, not a curated record. Gene Ontology annotation, biological process: protein sumoylation.
AUUGUGUCACCAUUUCCUCAUUUAAUCUCCAUCGUUCAAUCUGCCACUCACAACUACUUUACAGCUUCAAGAAUCAAAACUCUCCCCUCUUUUAUUUUGUCCUUUUUAAAAGGGAGGCAGCCAAGAAGAAACUCAACUCUUCUGAGAGAUAUUUUUUAGUGAUUAACCUUAAACAACAACAAUGUCGGGAGGGAUUGCUCGUGGUCGUCUUGCUGAGGAACGCAAAGCUUGGAGAAAGAAUCAUCCCCAUGGUUUUGUUGCAAAGCCGGAGACACUUCCAGAUGGGUCAGUGAACUUGAUGAUUUGGCACUGCACUAUCCCUGGUAAAGCUGAGACUGAUUGGGAAGGUGGUUGUUAUCCACUUACAAUUCACUUCAGUGAAGAUUAUCCGAGUAAACCGCCAAAGUGUAAAUUCCCACCAGGCUUUUUCCAUCCCAAUGUCUAUCCAUCUGGAACAGUUUGCUUGUCGAUCCUCAAUGAAGAUAGUGGUUGGAGACCAGCCAUCACCGUGAAACAGAUACUGGUUGGUAUCCAGGACUUGUUAGAUCAGCCAAACCCUGCUGAUCCUGCCCAAACUGAAGGGUAUCAUAUGUUUAUUCAGGAUGUUCUGGAGUACCGAAAGAGGGUGCGCCUGCAGUCUAAGCAGUAUCCACCUCUUGUUUAAAGAAUAUUUGUCUAAUGUUGUGGUGGCUCUAUAAUGUACGUCUAUGUUUGCUGUCAAUAGAGGACAAUGAAUCUGUCUGCUAGUGACUCUGAUUGGUAUUUGUUUAAGUGGAGAAGUAAAUAUUAAUUACUACAGGAUUUUAUCUCUGAUAGAUCUACUAUAUCUGUAGAAGAACAAGCACAGCUGCAAAUUGUUAUCUAAAUGGUGGAAAUGUGUUGAAACUUAUUUUCUUUUGCAAAAGCGGAAUUUCUAUUCAAAACAUCCAAAAAUCUUGCUCCAGGGAAGAUACUGCGUGUUUUGGAUCCAAAAUUAGCUCUGUUCUUUCUGUUUUCUUCUUUUUUGUUGUUGUUCACCUGACACUUCCAAAUUAACAAUUACCAAAAGAGAACAUUAUUCACUGGCAAGUCUUUGGUAUGUUUUGAUUCCUCUGGGAAUUGUGUUUGCCUGCACCAAGGACACAUUAAAUUGUUUGAUGUGAUAUGUAGUUGGGUAAAUUUAUUUUUCACCAAGUACUAUUUAUUAAUAUAUUUCCUCUA